UGUAACUUCGCCAUAAUUUGAACAAAAACAAAACAUAUUUUUGCACUGAUUUAUAUAAAUGCUAUUGUUAUUAUACAAUUUUCAUACCCUUGCGUAGUAUUUUAUGAGUCAUUUUGGAUGUGUCGUGCUGUCGGUCCUUUGAUGGUGGUGUUGAAUUUGUGUCUAAUCUGUGAACGUACGGAUUAUAAUCAAGUUAUUAUUGUUUGAGAAUACGAAAAUUAUCUUGAAGAGAUGGCGCCCGUUAAGUUCGGCUUGUUCAAAGCGCGAAGUAGAGAUCAACAGGACCAACCUUCGACGGAAAACUUACUGAAGUCGAGCGGAAGUAUUGAUCAAGCCGGUGCUCCGAGCUCUCCAAUACCGUCAACCAGUCGCGGUAUAGUUGAAGCGAUAUCUCCGCACGACUUCUCCUUUCUAACUCUUGAUGACGAUGAUGAUGAUGAUUACGACGAUGAUGAGGUGGUACCACCAAAAGACAUCUCUCGUAAAAACAGUCAACAAAGUUUAUGUGAAGAUCCUCUUGUUAACUAUCAGCAGCUACAGAACUCCUCAAUUACAUCGACGUCAACCCUAGAACUUGACCAGAUAAAUAUCUACGACGAUCCCGAGACAUUCGUCGAUGAAAGUUCGACGGCGUUCGACGCUAACUCGUCGCAGUUCGACGUGACGUCACUGCAGUUCGAUGAAGAGUAUGACACGACGUCAAUUUCGGCCGAAGAUUGGUCGCUGUAUUGUUCUAUGAUUAAGAAACCCAAGAGGAAACACAAAGAGCAACAACUUAGUGAUAUCGAUAUGUGGAGGGCGAGUAAUGUUGAAGUAAUGAAGAAUCUUCUACACCGAAGUGGAACUUUGGACGAGCAAAUAAAAUGGGAGGCGAUUGCAACAUCGCGAGGUCUAUGCACACUGACUGACACUUGUACUUGUAGCGAUUGCUCGGGAGCGAAGUACCUCGUGGGCAUUGCAGAUGGCGACGGAGGCCUAGGGUCCGCGCCCCUUUUCAGCGCUAUCGGCGUUGGGUGCCAAAUUCAAUAGACUGUUCAACUUAUGAACUUGGUUUUUAUCUGUGUAAACUUUUUGAGGAGGAAAAAUAAAAAAACCAAAUAAAAACGCUUAAAUAAAAUUCAAAAUCGGAUAACACACAGCCUUUAAUCAAAGCAAAGCAAGAAAUACAGCAUGUUCUUGAUGCUUUCAAGUCAUGAAUUGGAUUGGUGUUGCGCGAGCAGUGCCGAUAUGCUAAGUUUCAUUUCCUUGGGCAGACCAACGCCGCUACCAACUGCUUUUGUAUCCGAUAUUAGAUCGAUUGAUAGACUGUGACAGCUGAGAAAACGUCGCGUCGAUAAACAUUGAGGUGUCAACCUCAUUAACCUCUAUUUUGAGCAAUGCACGCACACUAACACAAAUGGUGAGCGUGAGACAUAGCUUGUCCCACACUAAAGCCUGGCCUGUUUUCAUCAGUAGUCUAGCAGCAAGAGACUCUAUCUAGACGUAUUAUCCAAGAUCCAGACUUAUUGUCAUCUAUCAAUCAAUUCUGAAUCUGCAUUUAAAUAUAAAAAUUUCUAAAUUGAUAUACCUUGUUUGUAAAAGUCAUAAUAAUUAUGUCCCGUUUAUAAGAAAUACCAUCCGCUUUUAUCUUCUAUAUUUCAUUUAUAACCUUCUUUAAGUUGGAUUAAAAAAAUUGAUUAUUAUUGACAAAGCAGGAAGUAGAAUGAAAAAUAAAACUCGAAAAAUUAUUGUUUCUCUCAUUUGGCAAUUUAGCAUGGCGUAAUAAUAGUGCUACCGGACCUCAGCUCGUAGACCCUAAGACUUAAGACUUAUACUUGACAACUGUUUCAACAAAUUUUAUUUAAAUUUAAUUUAAAAAAACUUAAAUAUUUUAAAGUCUUUUUAAGCUCUAUAUAAAAGGGAUUGUGUUCUUCACGGCUUCAUAAGGUCAACGAGGUAGAAGACGACUUACUGAAAAAUUAAAAUCAGUAUACAUAUGGUGUGAUAGAUAUGUGUCAAGAAAAAUACUUAAUAUUAUAUAUAAAUCACUGAUCCUCCAUACAAUGUAUGUACACAUUGAUUUUAUUUUAAUAAUGAAUAUAGGAGCCUGUAAGAAAAAUAUUCUCACAGAUCGAGUUUCCUUUUUACUUCAGAAUAAUAUAAGCUACAAACUAGUGUUAUUAUUAUGAUGGUGUAUUGAUUAUUGGGUAAUAAGUAUAAUUAAUUAUAUAGUAAUUGGUGUUGUAGAUAUUACUUGUAGAUACUUAAAUAUUUUCAGGUACAUUUAGCACUAGAAUAAUUGUAACAAAUUCGCUGUAUUCGAAUUACACCAUUUUAUAAGAGUAACAUAUUUUGAUCAGGUUUCGUUCCUAAUUUUUUACUUCUUCAAGUCUAGACAAAAUUAGCACUCGCUCGUUUGCCCCUGUAGUAAAAUCGUAAACCUCGUGCGUUGGGACUGAGCGGAGCCUUGUAAAUAAAAUUUACGUCGGCAAGAAAUCGAUAAAACUAUCUAAGUACAAACGAAAACUAUACCAUUGAUUAGUGAUUUUAAAGUAUGCCUGUCACUAAGAUGGUGGAGUGUUCCUAUCACAACACGCGGGGAUUUUACAUAAGCUGCGUAUAUAUGACGCGCGGCAGAUGCUCGAACAUUGGCUUACACGUCGGCCGCUCAGUAUAAAGACGAGGAGGGCCGCGCCUGACAGAGUGUUUGACGUUUGAGUAUUUUUGCUGCACCACUUUACAUAGAUUAAACUAAAAUAAUUUGUAAAACGAUGUAAAUUUUUAUAUGAUGGAUGGAUGGAUUCUCGCUACUUCUCAUUAACGCGUUUUUCGAAGGGGUGGUGAAUGAUGAACUUUUGACAUUAAUAAGUGUCAAUUCUUUGAUCUAAAUACCUGGUAGUACGGUGGAUCGCGUAUUUGGCGACACACUAUAUUAUAUGAUUUUCACUUGUAAAAUGUGAAAGUAGGUAAGUAUGUGGGGACGGAAUGAGAUUACAGAAUUGCUAAAUUCAGUGUUGAUAAGUAUUCAAUCGAGGGCCAUAUUUUCUACGCACUUUUAUUUCGGCACGGCACAUUUUUGUACUUUUAUAAUAUAUGUAUCUCAUAUUUUUGGAUUUAAGGUUUUCGUAUUGAAUAGUUCGCGGUACAAGUCGUGAGCACAAACAGAAAUUGAUCAGUAGUGACACAUGUUGAUCCAAUAGUUGACAAGGAUCGACUAUGAGCCAAUGAGCGCUUUGUCGCCCCUGCGUGCGCUUCAGAGUGACUAAUGAAAAGCGUGUCCACGACCUGUGCCGGUAUCUAUAAUAUUUGUGAUUAUUAGUUAUUUAUGUCUAAAUCUCGCCAUGAAAUGUUGAAUCAGUUACCUCAAGAAGUUGCUUUGCGUGCAUGGUAGUUUGAGACCCAUAUAGAUAAUUCGUUGCCGUUUAUACUUUUCAGCGUGUAUUUCGUUUUCAUUUAGCGCGCGAGUUGAAUGCAGUCGGGGCCUGAGGUAAAAAGCGGGAUCAUCUCCCCCUGCAGUCCGUGCGCUUACAGUGUAGUGCUGUGCCACCUUUGUCAGUUAUCGUACGCUUACCGUAUAAUCGCGUUAAUACUAAAGUUGCGAUCCUGUGCUAUUUUUUUUUUUAUUUUAAUACUGACUGAACCGAGUCCACCAGGUUCGGAACAAAAAAAGGGGUUUUAUUCAUCUUGUAGCACGAGAAAUGGCUAAAAAUGUUUUAGCCAUGUGUGUUAAAGAAAGGCAGAACAAAAAUUUGAGAUUUAAUGACUCUCAUGAUUGUGGUGUAUUGUAAUAACUAGGUCCCAACACUAUCCCAUUCGUGAGCUCUGCAUUCAAAUUGCGUGAUGAAAUGUACACGGCUGCGAAGUCCCGUACCGGGUUUCAAUUAUCGCGCACAACUUCUAAUUAUAAGUUUUUGAUUAUAAUAAUAUGAUGUACAGUAUUAUGAUCCAAAUUAUCUAGUUAGUCUCUAGUAUUAUCUUAGUAUAACCUAUUUUAAGUUAAAUAUAUCAUGUAAAUUCUAUGUAUCUAUAAACAUAACAAUUAGUAUUAACUUGUACGAAAUUGUAAAUGACAAAAUGGCCUCGUAAUUGAUGAUUAAGACUGAAAAUGCGAUGUAAGGUAAAGUAGGGAUUGCGGUUGAAGUUUAUGUACAAAACAGGUUUUUAUUUUGUAAGUUCUUACUUCUACUAUUUAAACUUUUUUCUUUACUUUAAAUUCGCCAUGACAUGUAAAAUAAUGUUUUUAGUUAUCAUUUAUUAAAUAAAUACGAAUUCUUACUACAUGUUAAAAAAGUGCAAAUUCCAUAAAGCGCAUUAAUUUUUCAGAUUUCAUGGCACGUUAAUUGAAAAUAAUUGAGCAUUUAUGGCAUUUAAAAAGUAAGAGAACAAUGGUAUAUAUAUAUCACAUUACUCAUCACAAACCUCCUUCAGUUUAGCGAGGAAUAAUCAUUAUAAUAUUUGUACAAAACCAAUUUGAGUAACGAUAAAUUUUACUACAUUUUUAAGUAACUGAAAGGUUCUCUGCGUGCGCGUAGUUAGGAGCUAAAUUCUUCUCAGGAUUCAUUCAGUUCUAAGUACUGAUUAUUUUCUGAAAUUUUGUCUGAUACAAAGCAGUAACACUGUUUGCGAACACGAUGUCACUCAAGUCAGAUUUAGAAUUAAGCAAGUACAUAAAAUGAUUUUAUUUUGUAAUAACUGGACCUAAAUACUCAUUAUUUUUUUAAGUACCUAUAUUCUAUAACUGAUACUUAGUUGUUUUGUGUAUGUCCAUUUGUCAAGACACAAACAGAUACCUACGUAAAUUAUUUAAUAAUAUAAAAAAACCACACGAUUUUAAACCCUUUUUAAGUCGUUUGAUAAAACGAUCUAUGUAAGAAAGCAUAUUAUUAUUACUAUCCGAAAACACGGUUUCAACACGAAUUGUAUACAUAACAAUAUAUCUUUUAAACAGUCUAAUAAGUUAGUUUUCUACCUACAAUAUGAUAAGUUAUUAAUGAAAAUCAGUAAGACAGUGAAACGAUAUUAUACUAAUAUAUAUUAUAUUAUUACUUUAGUAGUAUUUCUAAUUUAUAUACGUACUUAAAGCUUUGUUUAACUAUGGUUAUAAUAACUGUCCCUAGAUGGGGGAGUUCAAAUAUUUGCUAAUUAUGUAUACGUCUAGAUAGACUGUGACAGCUGUUUAAACGUCGAAAAAAAUUGAAGUUGACAGUUAACCUCUCACAUAAAAAUCGCGAGUGUAAGACGCAGCUUGUCACCCAGGACACCCACACACCAAAGUAUUAAACCUGGUCAUUGGUUGUCUAGCAGCAAGAGACUAUCUAGACGUAUAAAUUAUAAGAAUAUUUGCAUGUCAUUUGUAGAAAUCAUUUAAAUAGUGUUAGUUAGGUUUAGAUCAUGACUUGAUUCUUAAUUCCUAUUUAUACUUUAUAUACUUACUGAAUUAUAAUUCUUUUUCAGUGUCACAAGAACAUUAAAUUCAAAUGUAAUAUUCGUGGAUCCUUAUUUAGUUUUAAACGUUGGAGAAUCCAAAAUAAAUAAUAAAAAUAAUGAGGAAUAUCAUCAUUCAAUAUCUGUCAAAUAGCUUGAAACCUUCUCGAAACUAUAUAUGCGUAUUAUUCAUUAAGCAGCAAUAUAAAUAUGUUGGACAUUGCUGCAUAUUGAUCAAGAAAAUUUUAAACAACUGGAGUAAAUCGGCAAUGUACAGAUAUAACAGUCGAAGCUUAUUAUGAUGUCAUUUGGGGCAUGUUCCAUAUUUCGGCUUUGUUUUGUGACGUAAUUUGUCUGAAUUAUUUUAGAACGUUAUUGAGAAAAAACAAAAUUUGAUGAUAUUCCUCAUUGUAAUUAUUGCUGUGACAGUGCUGCUACGCCUUAUAUUUAACUUACAAUUAAUUUUAUACUUAGAUCAUAAUGCAUCUAGAUAGACUGUGAGAGCUGUGAAAACGUCGAUAAAAAUAUUGUUGGUUGACAGUUAACCUCUAUUUUGAGCAAUGCACGCACACUAACACAAAGUGACAUAUAAAUCGCGAGUGUAAAACGUAUCUGUCACGCACAUACUACAGUAACAAACCUAGCCUGUUUUCAUCGGUUGUCUAGCAGCAAGAGGCUCUAUCUAGACGAAAAAAUUAUCUAAGCCUUUACAUCUGAUUUCGUACAGCUCUUAAAUUUAGUUUACAGUCUAAAUAUAAUUGUAGGAUACAAAAACUUAAAUAGUUUUAUACUGUGGUUUAUAGAUUUUUGAUCUCUGGAUGUUUUGUAGCCGUGUGAAAUAUUUGUGUUGUACAAAAUAAAAAUAUAGUAUCCAGAACAA
Molecule: messenger RNA, 6283 nt
Organism: Leptidea sinapis
Lineage: Eukaryota; Metazoa; Arthropoda; Insecta; Lepidoptera; Pieridae
Exons: 6
Coding region: 232-1029 (265 amino acids)
Source: RefSeq, a predicted model, not a curated record